AUGGUUGUGAAGUGCAGUAGACAAUCUAGGACAAUUGACGAAGUCUCGAUAGUGUUUAUGAUUUUGAACAUUUUAUGAGAUUUUAGGGGGAGAAUAGCAGUAUUUGAUUGAACUUACAAAGUAGCUUUUGAAAUUAAAAUAGUCAUUGAUGAUUUUGUUGCAUGAUUUUCCAAAUCAAGUAUCCUUUAUUAUGAUGAACAAUGGAUUCCACUGUACAUACUUGUUCAAUGUCCUGCACAAUAUGUUCACAUACUGACAUAGGCAUGAUUACCGGACCUAACUUUCCAAAAUCUCAAUAGUUUUAAUACAACCAAAAUUAAUGGAGAAUUAAACAGUCAGCACAUGUGUGACUAUUACUACAAUGAAAUUCUGGGCCAUUGGACUUAAACAGUUGGCCUUACAAGAGGAAGGUUCCUGGACUUCUCAAAAGGGCUUUGUAGUUUUUGAAAGGGCUUGGUAGUGCUGCUUUGUAUUUCUCAAGAGGGCGUUGUAGUUUUUAAAAGAGCUUUGUAAUUUGUUUUUUAAUAGUAUGAUCAUAAAUCUACUUAAUAUAUAAGUAUCAAUGCUGCAUUGAUGUCAAAGAAUUACUGUCAUAAUUUUUUAUCUUUUUACAUUCACAUUUUGAAUUGUUAAUUUAUACAAAUAAACACAAAAACUAUUGUACAUUUAUAUACAUAUGCUUGUAUUUGUUAAUAUUUACACUUAUACAGAUACAUGUACACUACAUUUAAAUGUAAAACAUUUAUCAAUCUAUGAAAGCUCAACAUGCCACCUGGAUAUGAUGCAGUAGAACACAACUAUGGCAAGAAUGGAAUAUACUUAUCAUGAAUUUAGAAAAACGUAGAAUUUUGUCGCAAUAUUGAAAUACAAAACACCAAACUAACCAAAUUGAAAUGAUUUACUUCAAUGAUCUCUAUGGAGGUUGCUCCAAAACAAACUAAUAUGUAAGCCCAAAUAUUUUGUUCUUAUUCAGAUAUUAAUCAAAAUUCCAAUUUAUCCCAGUAUUUCCUUAUAAUCAUUCUUAUCAUUCCAUGUACAUACUGAACACCAAGGUAACAGAAACGAUUACAUCCAGAUUUUAACGACAACCUUAGCAUUUGAUUUGAUUGGAAAACUAUAUUCUGGGUAGCUAUAUCAGUACAAAAACUGGUCUUCCCAGAGACCCAGUGCUUUAAAUGUAAAAAGCUCUAACACUUAAUAUAUUUUCGCAUGUAAUAAAUGCCUACAGGUAUGAUUUCUACAGUACAUGUAAUUUAAAUACAUAAUGAAAGUGUGUCAUUACUAUAAAAUCCAGUGAUUAAAAUUCAUACCAUGUAAAAGAAUUUUGAUAAUUACAAUCUUAAAUUCAAUUUUCAUUAAUAUUGAAAUUAGUUUUUCUACAAAAAUAUAAUAUUCUAUUUUGAUUGUAAUGUCUACACACAAUCAUGGUGUUCAUAAGAUGAACAAUUUUCAUGAAAACUAAUUUUUAAAAAAUAUCAUAGGAAAAAUAUAAUUUCAAUUCAAAUUAAUAUUCCAACAUUUUAAUACCCAACUAAAAUAAAACAUAUCUGUCCUUCACUGGCUAGGCCUAUUCACCUUCUUCAAUAACUUUAAACUCAGUUUCAAAGGUAAAUUGUGUUAUCUGACUACUUCAGGACUUACAAAUACAGUAAUUAGUUAAUCGAUUCCUUAUCAUCCCAGCAUAUCUAUGGUUAAUCUCUUUUUCUUGCCAAUUUGGAUGAUUUUUAUUAUUUCAUUCUAGCCAUUUAGAAUGACAUAAUAAAAAAUAAAAAACUGAACACAAGGUUAUUUUCCCUAAAAAAAUGUCUGGACUGUACUACCAUGGCUGUAAUGGGUUCAUGGGAAGUGUUGUAGACAUACAGUGUCUGGUCUACUACAAUGGCUGUAGUGGAUUCAUGGGAACCAUACCCAAGUGUUGUAGACAUACAGUGUCUCGACUGUACUAUAAUGGCUGUAAUGGGUUCAUGGGAACCAUACCCAAGUGUUGUAGACAUACAGUGUCUCAGCUGUACUACCAUGGCUGUAAUGGGUUCAUGGGAAGUGUUGUAGACAUACAGUGUCUGGUCUACUACAAUGGCUGUAAUGGGUUCAUGGGAAGUGUUGUAGACAUACAGUGUCUGGUCUACUACAAUGGCUGUAGUGGAUUCAUGGGAACCAUACCCAAGUGUUGUAGACAUACAGUGUCUCGACUGUUCUAUAAUGGCUGUAAUGGGUUCAUGGGAACCAUACCCAAGUGUUGUAGACAAACAGUGUCUCAACUGUACUACCAUGGCUGUAAUGGGUUCAUGGGAAGUGUUGUAGACAUACAGUGUCUAGUCUACUACAAUGGCUGUAAUGGGUUCAUGGGAAGAGUUGUAGACAUACAGUGCCUGGUCUACUACAAUGGCUGUAGUGGAUUCAUGGGAACCAUACCCAAGUGUUGUAGACAUACAGUGUCUCGACUGUACUAUAAUGGCUGUAAUGGGUUCAUGGGAACCAUACCCAAGUGUUGUAGAAAUACAGUGUAUCGACUGUACUAUAAUGGCUGUAAUGGGUUCAUGGGAAGUGUUGUAGACAUACAGUGUCUAGUCUACUACAAUGGCUGUAAUGGGUUCAUGGGAACCAUACCCAAGUGUUGUAGACAUACAGUGUCUCGACCGUACUACAAUGGCUGUAAUGGGUUCAUGGGAACCAUACCCAAGUGUUGCAGACAUACAGUGGCAGCUUGGGCUUUUGCGUGUUUUUUAUUAUUGCUAGCUACAGAUGGCUGGUACUCUGUGCCAUUUACAGUCACCUGAAACAGAAAUGAUAACUCAUUUAAAAUGUAAUUUACAGUCAUGCAUCAUUACAGGGAUAAUCUCAACACAUCACAAUCUACAGUAUUUUGUUGUUUAUUUAGUGCUAGGCCAACCGCUCUUCUUAAUAAAACAGAAUUUUAAUCAUAAAUUGAUUGGAACAUGCUGAUCGAAAAAUAGAAGUGUUUCCCUUGUAUUUUGUGAUUCAAGUAAAAAAGCAUGCUUUAACAUGGAGAGUAGUUAAGAUGUUCAAUGUGUAGAAGCAGCUAGCAAAUCAUUUACAGCAUACUGCCAUACAACGUCAAAGCCAUAAAUACAACAUUUAGGCUGACCUAGUGAUUGAUUAAAUAUAACAUAAAGGACCCAAUAAUCAAAUGAACAUACAGAGGGUGGCCUAU
Molecule: messenger RNA, 3172 nt
Organism: Owenia fusiformis
Lineage: Eukaryota; Metazoa; Annelida; Polychaeta; Sabellida; Oweniidae
Source: the annotation of a GenBank genome assembly